AUGACUACCAUCAAAGGCCCCGGCGCAGCCCAGACCCACGAUGGCUCCGGACUCCGCGUGGCGAUCGUGCACGCCAGAUGGAACACAGUGAUCAUUGACCAGCUGGUAUCGGGAGCGAAGAAGAACUUGCUCGCUGCCGGCGUGCUGCCGGAGAACAUCACAGUCCAGACAGUUCCUGGUAGCUACGAGCUGCCGCUUGCGGUGCAACGCCUCUACGCCGCAUCCCAGCUCCAGGCCAACUCCUCCUCCACGCAGGGCACCAGCGCCACGGACCUCCUGUCCUCGCCAACAGCCGAAGUAUCCGGCUCGACCAACUUCGCCAGCCCGAAGAAACCCUUCGAUGCGAUCAUCGCCAUCGGCGUGCUCAUCAAGGGCGCAACCAUGCACUUCGAAUACAUCGCCGACGCCGUCAGCCAGGGACUCAUGCGUGUGCAGCUUGAUUCGGGUGUCCCUGUUAUCUUUGGCUUGCUUACUGUUUUGACGGAGCAGCAGGGAUUGGAGCGUGCUGGGCUUGGGAAUGGUCAUAUGCAUAACCAUGGUGAGGACUGGGGAAGUGCGGCUGUGGAAUUGGGUCUUAAGCGCAAGGAGUGGGCUGAGGGUAAGAUUUUGUAG
Messenger RNA from Penicillium roqueforti, 612 nucleotides. RefSeq names its product lumazine synthase RIB4. The transcript has 3 exons. The record is from RefSeq and is a predicted model, not a curated record. Gene Ontology annotation, molecular function: 6,7-dimethyl-8-ribityllumazine synthase activity. Gene Ontology annotation, cellular component: intracellular anatomical structure; mitochondrial intermembrane space; riboflavin synthase complex. Gene Ontology annotation, biological process: riboflavin biosynthetic process. NCBI's taxonomy places the organism in Eukaryota, Fungi, Ascomycota, Eurotiomycetes, Eurotiales, Aspergillaceae. Bases 1 to 612 code for a protein of 203 amino acids.